AUGCGAUCUGCUCUUAUUUCAUUCUUUUGCGUUGUCACAGGUGCGUCGUGUGUAGUAAGUGCCGCCUAUUACGACAACCUCAAUAGCAGAACAAUUCAUGUACUUCGUCUCCGACCCACUAUUCCGAGCAACACCAAUCAACCUUUUAUAAUAGUCCGACCCGAUCUCCAGGACAUUCCAGGUUAUUACGACUCUUCACGGACUGAUAAGAAUGGAGUGGAUAAUUCGGAUUCUUACGGAUCUUCCGUCAUAGAUCAAUCGAUAAGGUGCACCCUUCCACUAGAACAAGGAAGGUGCCGUGGAUAUUUCAUUCGAUAUGGAUUUGACGGAUACACUGGACGAUGUGUUUCGUUCACCUAUGGAGGAUGUGGCGGGAAUUCGAACAACUUCGAGAGUUUGAAGGAGUGCCAGCAAGCGUGCCUUGCCUACACACCUAUGCCUCUGCUUCCUUAA
Necator americanus (New World hookworm) is the source of this 453-nucleotide messenger RNA. RefSeq lists its product as uncharacterized. Bases 1 to 453 code for a protein of 150 amino acids. The record is from RefSeq and is a predicted model, not a curated record. Gene Ontology annotation, molecular function: serine-type endopeptidase inhibitor activity. Lineage: Eukaryota; Metazoa; Nematoda; Chromadorea; Rhabditida; Ancylostomatidae. The transcript has 5 exons.